Molecule: messenger RNA, 2665 nt
Organism: Olea europaea var. sylvestris
Lineage: Eukaryota; Viridiplantae; Streptophyta; Magnoliopsida; Lamiales; Oleaceae
Exons: 2
Coding region: 1898-2464 (188 amino acids)
Source: RefSeq, a predicted model, not a curated record
AAAUUUUAUGUUGUCCAGUGGUGUAAAACAUACUCAAACUCUGGAGGAUGCUUAGUAAUGUUUAAUUGUUCAAUUUACAUAAUUAACUUGGUUGGUGAUGUGCUAAUUGUCAGAUCGUGGUUAAUUGCAAAGUUUCUGGCAAUUUUCACUUAAAUUUCUGGUAGGAUGAUUGAAUUGCAGGAUGAAUAGUUAGAUGAAUCUAUUAUUUAAUUUUUGCAUCUUAGUAAGUUAGGCAUGCUGCAUGCAGAUUCAAAGAUAGAUAUGGAUUCAAUUACAUACUAAUACAUCUAUAAUUUAUGUUAUAAGUAAAACUUAAACUGUUGAGUUGUCCAAUUGUGCUUCUGUUGUUUUACUUUGAAGCAAAAGUAAGUUGAUCAGUCUCUUAUUGUCCAGGGGAGGGAUGGAAUGGAGCACCAAUGUCAGCUUCAUAUUGUGAGACCUUCGUUCUUUUCCUGGCAUUUCUUAAUAGCCCCUGUUUUCUUUUUUGACUAAUGGCCUGUGUAUAUAUUAAUUACUGUAGGACUCGAAAUCGAGGGCACCCGAAUUUAUUCCUGCUAAAAUAACUUCACUACCUGAUGAGAUCAUUCUCCUUGUAUUGUCAAAACUUGACACUAAGUCAGCUGUUGCACUCUGCACUUGAUCCAGGAGAUGGAUAAAUCUUCCCCUCCUAAGUCGUUACAUAUUCUAACACGAAAUUCAAUGAACUUAGGUACGUAACCUUCGUGAAAAUAAGAGAGAGUGAAAAAAGUAUACUAACAUAACUAGUUCUAUUAUUAGAAUGUGAGUUUCCAGUGUUAGAUUUUACGAGUAUAGCAUUUUCCGACAAAGAGAGAGACCACAGACCAUUGAAGUUGUCGAUAAAAUUGCACACUGUCUCCCGAUUUUGCACAUUCUCUACAAUAAGAAUUUGCACUCUAACAAGAAACUUAAGUUUCUUCAUCAAACUGAACUCAAGCGACUUACUUAAGUAAUUAAAAAUUUUUAGUUUCGGCGCAUCAAUGGAAAGCUUAGUGUCUAACAUAUCAUCAUAACCAAAUUUGAAUUUUUUUUUUUUUUUUUUAAGGUUUUGCAUGGUAAUAUAAAAAACUUUUAUGUGUCUCAAUGAACCAGAUAAGGAAAAUGUGUUCCAGUGAAUUAGAUAAGGACAACUCUUCCAGAGAUUUACAACCUGCGAAGAACCGUCUCAUUAAAUCAUUAUCAACAGCACUUGAAGUGUUGAAAUUUAGAAGACAUUGUUUUUGAUGUCCUCGAAGUUGUAUCCUUACUUAAUUUGAAAUGGUUUCACUCUGUAGAUUUAAUGCAUAUCAAGGAAUCCUUUUUUUUCUUGAGCCUGAAAUAAAGGAUUCUUUUGAAAUGCAAAGAAUAGUUCAUUCUAAGUUAAAGGAUAAGAGACCUUCGAGUUCUACCAUUGAACUAAUAGCCAGUCGUGCGAGCCUCCCAUUGGGGGCUCGCUAUGCCAAAAGUGAGAGGAAUCCCAUCCCUUUCUUUCCUUUUUUGGCCCCCAUGUCGCUACACGGAGGGACAUGAGGACGUAGAAAAGGAGAUCCUAUUAACUUGUUCCGACCUAAGAUUAUAAGCUCAUUAAUUUUACAGAGUGGAACACCUUUAGAUUAAGUAAGGAUACAACGUUGGGGACAUAAAAAACAAUAUGUCAUUUAUGUUUCAGCAUCUCAAGUGCUGUUGAUAGUGAUUCAAUGAGAUGAUUCUUCACAGGUUGUAAAUUUGUGGAGGAAUUAUUAUCUGGUUCAUUGGGACACAUAAAAGUUUUUGAUAUUGCCAUAUAAAACCUUAAAAAGAUUAUUUUCAAAUCUGGUUAUGUCAGACAUUAAACUUUCUAUUAAUGCGCCGAAAGUAGAAAUUUUAAAUUACCUAGGUAAAAUCCCUUGAGUUCAACUUGAUGAAGAAAUUUAAGUUUCUUUUCAGAGUGCAAAUUUUUAUUGUAGAGAAUAUGCAAGAUCGAGAGACAGUUUGCAAUUUUAUUGACAGCUUCAGCGGUGUGAAGUCUUUUUCUUUGUCAGAAGAUGCUAUAUUAAUAAAAUCGAAUGCUGAAAACUCAUAUUCUAAUAAUAAAAUUAGUUAUGUUAGUAUAUUUUUCUCACUCUCUUUUAUUUUCACGAAGGCUACGUACUCAAGUCUAUUGAAUUCUGUGUUAGAAUAUGUGACGACUUUGGAGUUGGCGAUUGCUGAUUCCAUAAUAGUGCGGGGCAUCCUUGGAAGUGCUUCCCAACUUAAAGAGCUGAUCAUUCAUUCACAUGCUUACUUAAGCACUCGGGCAUCUACUCCAGCAUGGGAUGUAGCUCUAUAUCGUUCGCCAGACACCGUGUCAUCGUGUUUGGUAGAACACCUUAGGAGGAUUGAAUUUUCCAUAUUCAGUGAUAAACCGCAUGAUAUUCUGCUGAUAGAGUACUUUCUAAGGCAUGGGAAGAUGCUGAAAAGAUGGUAUUUUCUGGACUGCAAGGCAUAGCUCCAUAUAUUCUAACAUUCAAAGAAAAAAUUGAAGGAUUCAGUAAAUGUUCAGAGUGCAUGUUUGAUUACAAAAAUCUAUAGGAAAUUAGAACGACUACAUUUCAAAUAUUCCGUAACGAUCAAGAACAUACAUAUAUGGCAUGUUUUUUGGGCAAAGUAUUUUUUUUCCCCUGAAUAUUGACUGAAGAGUUUUACUCAA